Mauremys mutica (yellowpond turtle) is the source of this 1444-nucleotide messenger RNA. RefSeq names its product transcription elongation factor, mitochondrial (gene TEFM). The transcript is spliced from 4 exons. The record is from RefSeq and is a predicted model, not a curated record. Gene Ontology annotation, biological process: mitochondrial transcription; transcription elongation by mitochondrial RNA polymerase. Gene Ontology annotation, molecular function: nucleic acid binding; DNA polymerase processivity factor activity. Lineage: Eukaryota; Metazoa; Chordata; Testudines; Geoemydidae. Bases 50 to 1144 code for a protein of 364 amino acids. Gene Ontology annotation, cellular component: mitochondrial nucleoid.
CGGUGUGGGGGGGGAGCGCGGCCCGGCCCGGCCCGGCGGGGCGGGCAGGAUGAGUUUCAGUGCCUGGCUCCCGAGCCUCCUGCGGCGAGGAAGCUAUUUCUUUCAUGUCCCUUUGGGUUCAUGUCAGCUUCAGCCCCUGCACCAUUCCUGGUGUCAGAAAAAAUCAACAUCUGCUGUAGAACACAACUGUGUCAAUUCCCCAAUGAUGAAUCAAACCUUCAAGACACCAGAAGAUGCACUCUCCAAUUUGUACUCCUCUGAACAACAAUCUGCCAUCCUACAAGUGCUCAACACAGCAUCUGAGAGCGAGCUUUCCACCAUUAAACUAUUGCGAGGAAGAAAGUCUGUCAAUGUAAUUGAGCAUAGGGAAAAAUAUGGACCAUUUCAGAACUUGCAGAAUUUAUUGAAUGUCCCUCUCUUUCAAUAUAAAACUGUUGUUAAGGUGUGUAACUUUAUCCUCAAUCCAUCUGAGAAAGGAGAUAGAAGAGAGAGAAAAAUACAAGACACCAGGUCUUCAAUGAGGUUUAUUAAACCUGAAAUAGAAAGAGAGAGGCUGGAGACUUUAGAUAGCAUUGUGUCUGUUGUUUUUGGCACCCGUAAAAUUGCAUGGGCACAUGUUGAUCGAAAUCUAGCAGUUCAUGACUGGCAACAAGAAGAGUGUGGUAGAUUCAUGAAAGGAACCUAUAUUCCAGCAGUAUAUCUGGAAGAAAUUUCUUCAGUAGUUUCUAAGAUUCCUGAAGCUGAUCUUUAUAUUCUGGAAAAAAAUGGACUGUCUGCUCAAAAUACAAAUCUCUUUCCUAUAACAUUACAUCUUCGCACUGUGGAAGCUAUGUUGUAUGCCCUAUUGCAAAAGACAUUUAUGCACGAUGGCCAGCACAAGGUACUAAGUAUGGCCCGAAGCACUGUAGGAAAACACUUUGGAUUGAUGGUAGGAGACUCUCGGUCUAGUGGAAUGGACUUGGUGAAGCAGUUUCUCUUACAGUCUGUUACCCAAGAACAGCCCCGGUUGUCCUUUCCCCGGAACAAGGUGGUACGUUACAGAAACCUAUUUUCUUCAGUCACCCAAAACAGAGAUGAGGAGAUGUGUGAUUCAUUACUGCAGGCUCUAGCCUUCUAUGAACUUCUAUUAAACAACACUACUUAAACCUUUUGCUGUUAUGAGUAGAACCACAAUAAACUUACAUCUAAUGUUUUGAUCAAGUAUCAGAUAUUUACUGUCACAUUAAAUGAUGUGCUGAUGAGCAGAAGCCAAGUUUACGUGUGCUGUUCACUGCUAUCAAGGCAAUCUCAAACUCUGAUUUUUCUGUAUUCAAAGUAUCUUUGGAGGACUUGUAUGUCACAUGAGGCAUACUGCUCAUCCUCUAAAUGAACAGAUACUGAUUCUUAUGCUUUUCUACACACAAAGUUGUUCCUGAUUAAUUUCAUGUAGACACAUUUAUUCAGG